AUGACCCGGUUGAGUGUAUUAUUCUUUUCCUCUAAAAGUCACACAAUUAAAUUAAAUAUCACGUAUCUUAUUUAAAAUCCCUUGGACUUCUCGGGACGUCCAGUCCCGUCAUACAUCACUGAGCCCUCACACUAUGCAGUAUGCCCGCACACGUGCACACACUCGUGUACGCACGAUCUCUUCCUAAUACCAAUGUGCAGGAGCAGAUAAAACGACGCCACACAGGCGCACAUCCACGCACACAUGGAGCCAAGAAUUCCUCAUCGGCUGGUUGCACCAGGAUGAGGAACAGAAUACGGCGUAUCGGUAUACACGCAUAACUACGCGCACAGUCAAAAGUCAGAUUAUCGGUACAGGUAGAAGUAAAAGAACACACGGCGUCGCCACGCACACAGGUGAGCGUGAAGCGGUGUGCGCGCGACGUUACGCACACCCGUACACGCACACAGGGGCAAAAAACACGCCACACCAGUUUACGCGUAACACACGCAAAUCAGGAGUCACACUUUCGUAUGCCUGCGCCGCGUUCGUAGAUAAAAGGAAAAGAAUAUCUUGGCGGUAUCUUGUACACAGGCAAACGGAACGUAAAGAACGUGCCACGCCAGUUUACACACAGCGUGCACAUACAUAUACGCACACACAUAAUCCAAUCAAGAAUCGUACACCUGUCUGCGUGUGCGGAGGUAAAAGAACACGGUGUACGCACACAGGUGAGUCGAAGAAAAACGCCGCGUGCGUACAUGUGCACAGGUAAGACCGACGAGCCGUGCGGCACGACACUCGUCUGGGUCUUGGGGCCUCAGUAAGGUGGUGUUCACCGCCGUGUGUGCAACUCCUCGUGGUAUCGCUUCUCCACCUCCGCCUCUUCUUCCUCCUCCUCCUCCUGCUGCACCGGGGGACCAGGUAAACGCACGAGGACGUGUAUCGGAGCCCGUGGCCGCAGAAGCGGGCCCCCGGAUCGCUCUUUCGCUCUCCCAUAUCGGUAGCCUUGACGGGCGCCAACCAGCCUGGACACCCAGCGUUUAACCCGGCCUGGUCUGGCGAACACACGUGCGUUAACCGCGGAGCGCGGCGAGGAGAGUUUGGGCUCGCGAGUUUGUCAGAAAGAAAAUUCCUCCCGAUCCGCGGAGGCGCGGUAUCGGGGGUGAAUUCCUCCCGGGGGUGCGCGAAGAGGAGGAGCGGCAGGAUGUGUGAUCGGUGAUCGUCGGUGUGUGCCAACGGCAACGUGAGUGCCAACGAUGUCGACGACGGACGUGGUCCGCAUCGUUCAGCAAGGAGCCGCUGCUGACGAAGACCAGGGGAGGCUGAAGGCUGGUCUACAGUACCUGAGAAGAAGGGGGCUGUUCAAGGCGUCCGGCGGCGGCGGCGGCGGCAGCGGCGGCGGCGAACUAUCGCAUCAAGGACGCAAAUGCGCGCGAUGCGGCGCGUCGUUCGGUAGAAUUUACAACACCGGCGCGACUUGCACGCGCUGCAGACAUCGCGUGUGCCGGCAGUGUCGCAUCGAGAUCACCAGGAACCACGCAGGCGGUGACAGAGAGGUCGAGUGGAUCUGCAACGUUUGCUACAAGAUCGCAGAAUUGCACGUCGUUACCAACAAGUGGAUGUACGAGAGUCCGAUUUCCAGCGGAUCUGUCAGCGAGAAAACAGCGCGGAUCCCGGUGGACAUACUGAACCGCAGCAUCCGACGAGCUUGGACGAUUAAUGGUCCUCCGACACGUUGGUUGGCUGCGAGAAAGUCCCCGGAAUUGCGAAUAUAUCGCAGCCUACCGUCUCGCCAUCAGGAUUAUCGAGAUCCGCUGGAGGAUUCGCGCUUCGACGACGGAACGUUGUCGAAGCUCGAGAAUUCGCGAAAGAGUUUGGACGCGAGGGACUGCGCCGAGGACACCGGCGACAGCUGCAGAGAUGUAACCGAAGCGAUCGAGAAAAGCGCGUCGAUUAACGAACGAACGAAGCGAGAAAGACCGACCGUCAAAUCGGAGGACGAAGUGCCAUCACCGGAUAGUAUAAGAUUUAAUAAGAGAGGCGAGCGCUCGGCCAAGGAGCAGGAGGAUCCUGCGCAGGAGCAGAGCACGCCGAGGAUAUCGCUUAUAAAACCGCCGAGGAUCCUCGCGAAGCUCGUGUCACCCGAGACGAAAAUAAGUCCGACGAAGCAUGGCGAGAGGAAAUCGAAUAUUCCCAUUUUUAAAAGGAGCUCCAAAGAGUUCGAGGAUAUCCGGAGCCCGCAGGAGUCGCCCAAGCGAUCACUUAUUCCUCAAAGAUACAGAGGAAGCACUGAUGAUCUGCGUCGCAGUCGCGAGGACAUAAGCGUGCCAAGCUUGAUCCCGAAACUGUUAUCCUCCCGCAGCAAGGAGGAGCGAUUAAAGCGGCAAGACAGCAAGGACGACAUUCGUCACUUAUCGAGAUCGGCGCGAAAAGAUUUUAAGGAAGAGAGCAAGUUAUCGUCGUUUGUCACUUCAUCGACGUCCGCCAGCAAGGACGAAGUCUGCAAGCCGGGAAUAAGGCUCUUUCGCCGUGAAAAUAGUCGCGAGGACGUGGGCAGGGACUGCGCGAAUUCGAGCAAAGAGCCCGCGAAAGGAAAGCAGCAAGAGAAGCAAGAACGAGCAGAGGUUGUGGGCGCUGCGGCGAGAUUGAAAGCUACCGGCGAACAGAUCAGGACAAGGUGCGAGGACGGCAAGGACGACGCCAACGACGCCGAAGGAUUGCCGUCGAGGAGAGAGGAGGCGAUUGCCUCGUUCGAACCGGACUCGACAGUACUAAACGCCCGACUGGACGAGAGGCCUGAUGCGGAACAUCAGGACGCGAGGAUGAUCGACAUGAUCAUCACGGAAAACAGGACGCAGGACGAGCGAAUGCGGGAGCAAGACACGAUGGUUCUAGGCAACGAGGCGAUAGACGAGAAGCAUUUGUUGGCGACUCGAGAAUCGAUCGAAUCCGUUGCGGAGAACGAUAAGGGACAGGACAACGACGAGGAGGAGACGCGGGACACUGCCGAGCAGUUGUUGGACGUCGGCAGCGACGGUGACGUCACCGGAAUCGCCAGUGAAAGAAAGGGCUCGCUGGAGAUCGGUUAUGGAAAGAGGCCGGACGAGUUCCAAGUGAUACGGCGAAAGUUCUCUAAAGAAGAAUUCUCAAAUCCGGACGACACCGAUGAGACUCCGAAUAAGCGUUGUUCGAGUCAUCUAUCGCCGGAAGCCAGUCCAUUGAGCACAAGAUCGUCGAGGUACAGUCCUCGGGAGAGCGAGAGCGAACCCACUCCUGCAUUGCCACGUAAAACCGGAGGAGACUCCUGUUCUGCCUCCCAGAGGAUACGCGAUGCUAUUACGAGGACCAGGAGAGAGUCUAACAGUAGCGCCAGAUACGAGAGUAGCGGUAGCGAGAGCGUCAGAUUAAGCGAGACCGGUUUGCAUGGAUACGCGGAACUGACGAGGAAGGUGAAGUUCUUCGGAGGAAGCAGCGGCGUGGUUUCGUCGACGAUCGGUGGCGACGAGGUUGUGCAACGCGACAGUGCAACCAGUGCAGGCGAGGAUGAAAUCAACGAAGAUGGUCACGACAGAGCGGGUCCAGUUCCUUCGCAAGGGAGGACGAUGCUGCGACGAAGGAGGCAAUUCGAUGCUCAAGGUUCACGGCGACGCGGAAGAUCGCACGCGAGAUCUUGCUGCGGCGGCGAGGAUCUGCAGAGCCUGCAGGCAUUGAACCUGAUCGGACGCGGGGGUGGAAGCAGUCGGCAGCGUAGUCCUAAUCCCGCGACAGGUGGCCCAGGUCAGGAUCAGCCAUCGUCCGUGGUGGACUACAGGCGGCUGGUAUUCAUCAGCUCGGACUCAUCGUCAGGUCGCGAAGAGGACGACGCCGAUAGCAGUUGCUCGAGUUCGUCCUACCUGAACGGGCUGCCGCGCAACGGCGGUCACCACCACCAUCACGCGCAGUCGCUCGAGGACUGCGACUGGGACUACUUCGAAAGCGGCUCCCUGCCGUUGCCUACGACGCCGAUCGCCACUGUCGGCGCCGGCCCAACGGACACCAUCGGUCAGGACGUUUGGAGCUGCUGUCCAGGACGCGGUUCCGCCUGCCAGGCCUGCGGCGGUUCCCGAAGCGCAAACGUUCUUCCGGUGCCGGUACCCAUACCGGUCCCGGUUCCGUAUCCGGUACCGGUACCGGCCGCCCUGUGGACCGGCGAUUUUGCGGCGGCUGCAUCAUCCAUGAUAAGUCGCGGCGAUGGUCACGCGGAGCCGGGAUCUCUGAGGCUACGAGGUGACCCGGCGGCACCUUGGUUUGCUUGGCACCCUCGAUUCAACCAGCCCCUUCAUGGCGCGCGUCUGGACCCGCGGCUCGCUGGCACCUUCGAUCCCAACACCUGCACCUUUCGUCCGCCCGAUCAGGUGUUGACCCCGAGAUUGUACGGUCCGAUUACUGAGACAAUAACGACCUCAUCGACGAAUCUCGAGCCGCCUCAAAUAGGUCAAGAUGUGAGAGACGAGGCGAACGUUGCAUCGAAGACUGAAGAGCUCAGGAAGGAGGAGAAUUUGUCGACGAAGGACAUCGGCGAAUCUGGUUCGUCCACUACCAAGAAUAGAAAGAAACCAGAAGAAACGAAAAAUAGUGAAGCGGAAUGCAAGAAAGGCGAGGAAGAGGCAGAAAGGAUAAAAGGGAACGAAGAGGCCAUUUGUGAAGAUUCGUUAGCGUCAUCCUUCGAGAGAAACGCGCAAGGAAUGUAUCAACACUCACGAGAGGACUCGGGCAGCUCGUCCGGGAGAUCGUCGGCGGACAGCAGCGAUCUGGAAGAGGAUUCCGGCUCGCACAGGUUCUCCAAGGUGUUUGUAGUGAACGACGAUUCGCUCACCAGCGACAACGAUAUCGAGGACAAUGAAGAAGAUGAUUCGGAUUCCGCGGCAGAAGGCGGCGUGACCUUGAAACGCGUCACUGCGAUUCCUGAAGAGGAACCAGUGGUGUUGCAACAUGUGAGGCUAUUGAACGAAGAUGUGCUCACGGAGAACGAACAGGAAGUAAACAAGAACAAACUUGAAGAACCCAAAAGGCGUUUCAAGACCUAUAUCGGCAACGAUAAGCACAAAAGCAAUGAUAAAUUAUUGGAUAAACCUGUCGCUAAUAUGAUUGAUAAACGAAGAGGUCGCAAUAAGAAAACCGGAACUGACAACAAUGAUAAACGGCUUCCCCUUUUACUGCAACAUCGAUCAAUCCCUGAAGAGCUAUAUCUUGCAGAUGAUAAUGAUUGUUCUGAUAAUCGAAUCGAAUUGAAGUCCAUCAGGAUGCUCGAUCCCGAUAGUAUCGAUCCACCUGCAGGAAUCUUGAAAAUGGACGUAAAACCUGUUUCGAAAAUACAGAUCUGCUCCGAAACUGUCCAUGCAUCGAAGAAGACUUUGCAGGAUGGCCUGAUCGAAGGUCCAAAGUCACCCUCGAGCGACGCCUGGGAUCCGACCAUCGUACCAGAUUCACUCGAAAUAUCUGGAGUUUCCCCUCUUGAAAUUUCAGCUCCUGGAGAGACUGACGUCGACAAACUUGGAGUUUCCGAUAGCGAUAAGAUUGCACGAUCGAUCGCGACGACUGAUUACGAGAAGCAAGGAGAUAAGCAGCAUUUAUCGGAGGCAGAACGUUCGAACGUUGACGUCAUUGCCGAUGCGUCUACUGACAGCUGCACCAGCAACGAGAGCAACACCACGGGUAGUGAGGUGAGCAGCGACGAGCUACACGAAUACGAGGUGACUCCGAUCGAGUCAUCCUUCAAUUACAGCAUCGAGGUCGCCGCGAUCAACGACGAAUUACUAUACCAAAUCGGCAAAAAGAAAACGGAAGAUACUUCGAGAGGCAUCAAGGAAAACGGUUAUCUUCUUCGUGGUAAUCGUGAUGACAAAACAAGUUCAACGAUGACGAAGAAUGGCGUCAAACGGAGCGUGCAGUCCGAGAGACCGAUCAGCGGGCGGUCUUCGAUCGAGUCGAUGAUCGGCGCGAAGGACGACAAUGACGAGGACGAAGACGAAGACGACGAUGAGGGCUAUCGCUCCGUUACGUGUCGUCGGGGCGGUCAAGAUGGCGGGUCAGGAGACAACGACCCGACGGCGGCGGCAACGGGUGAGGAGCGGAUACAAGCCGACGUGGGCGACGCGAUAUCAAGCAGCAGGAUCCAGGAGAUGAUGAGGAGCGCGGAGGAGCAAGACGGCGACGGCGGCAAGGUGGACAUUGCGCAUGACGGCCCGGUGAGAGGCAAGAUCGCCGCUCAGGUGGGAGGAAAUGGUGAUGGUAACGGCGUUAGUGGUAGUGGUGAAUGCUCCGAGGAGGGGGACGCGACACGGUUUCGCUCAGUCGACCGACGCCCGUGCACUCGGCAGGAGAAUGGAUUCCCAGCUGACGGCCAAGCGUCGGCCAAGGACCUCGCCAGAGACACAGCCCAGCACAAUACCAGUGGCAGCAACAAUAAGUAUAGAAGCCUCGUGAUGAUUACCCAGGAAGCGUCGUACCAGCCGGUGAGUGUCGUCACGUCGGACACCACGACGUUACUCCAACCGGAUGAGAUCCAUUCGGCUGGGAGCCAGAGAGGCCUGGCUGGCUACUUCCAGCUGGCAUUGGAGGCGGCGAGCGAACCACAGCUUCAUCGUAAAAACGCUCCACGCAAGCCGCUGAUGGUGAAGAGGCUGCCAGCCGCAGUCGCGGUCUCCGCCGUCACGACGAGUCAUCAAUCAGCCGAGCCUGAAGCGGAUAGUGGGUUGAGUGUCGGUAGCGCUAGUGAAAGCGACGACGUGUCCGUAAAGAACGUGCCGAAGCCGCUCAAUUGUCGGCAGGAGAAUGCGGAGAAUGACGUGUCGAAGGAUCGCUCGGCGUCGGAUUAUCGUGAAGGUGCGCAACUACGUGUCUCGUCGCAGUCUAGCGAUGAUAAUUCGGGUACUGGUGGCGUUAUUAUACUCGAAGAAGGUCUGGCCGACGAUGAUUCCUGGGUGGAAGAAGUGUCCCACGAUGAAGACGAGCCGGGCGCGACCACUGCCACGGAAGAGAGUUCCGAAGAUGAAGCCAAUAACUUCGGGGAUCGUGAAGAAGAGCUCAGGGGUUACCGCAGGCAGGCGAUCGACUUCACCUUGCAUACUAUUGUCGAGGAAUCCUGUGAGGAGAGUGAAACGGAGCCUAGUCUGGCUGCGGGAAGUCCAUCGAAAAAGCCGAGACCACCUUCCGCUUCGGAAUUGGAGAAAUAUUUCUUUUUCGGAUUGGGAGGUGACGGAAAUAGCUCCAGUAUGGGCUCGCGUGAGGUCGACAGUUUGUCGGAAACCUCGUCGAUUUAUUCCGAGGGAUUGGAGUCGCUCGGCCAAGACGAAGCUAACGGCAGUGGUCAAAACCAGGACAGGUCGAAUAACAGUGACGGUUUCCUAAAUUCUUCCAGAUUGGAAAAGUAUUAUCUAUCAGAAUUCCUCGGCUUCGAUCAGGAUAGAAGAGAUUCCGAUGGUUCGGUAGGAAGUGAUUCCGAAGGCAGACCCAGUCCAGAAGCGCAAAGAAGAAAGAAGCUAGUGCGUGCGAGAGGUACAGGCAGAUCUCACAGUUCUUCUCUGGACAAUCUGUUGGCUCUUACGCAGAGCUCGCAGAACCUAAGUUCACAAAAUUCUCUUCAAGAUUUGAGCCUUAAUCAGGACGUGCAAGAGACUCAGUCUGAAGGUUCCUCCACGGAGACUGAUGGUACCGACGACGGCCAGACCGCUGUAUUUGGCACGGAUGGUCAGUUCGACACGGUAAAACGCAAGAAGAAAAAGCCGCGAAACCUGGGAACUCAAAGUCCACGCGUGCCAGACGAUCGGAACAAGACGCCGGAACCCAGCAGAGAAAUGGCACUGAUGAACGAGGUUGUGAUGGAAAAUGAAAACGAGGCGAUGAAUUCCGAAGACUCGGACAGAGCGAAGACCCCGCAGCCGGAAUUAGUUCUAUCUUCAUCCUCCUCGCCGUCCACACUUACGAGCAAUAGUAACGUACUGAACGCAGCCUCGUCCUCGCAAAUGGAUUCUUCAAGAAACUCGGUUUCGAUGAAUUCGAACGACGGUCAGCGAUCGAAGCAGCAAUCACGGGACUCGGGCUUCGUCGGCAGCUGUGACGAUCUUCUUCAGCAUCAAAAGUUACCGGACGAGAGUCAAACCAGUAGCACCGAGGUUAAUCAAGAGGCUGGCAAAGAUCGUUUACUUAAUAAAACCUCGGAGUAUCCUCAGGAUGCAAAUCAGAACGCCACUAAGGACGGAGCAGUCGGCAAAAACAACUUGACGAAACAUCCAGUGAAUCACACGAGUUUGCCGCAUCUGGCGAACGCCUCGCUGUCGCGCAAGGACAGCUUUAACAAUUGGUCCAGCGAUGAGGAGACGAAUCUCAUGAUGUCCAAAAUGCGGCAGUUCUUCAAGACGAUGGUGGCCAACUCGAACGGCCAGGGACAGAACGCCACCAGCGCGAAUUCCGGCGGCGUCUCGCCGGCGCCGAGUCCUCGGCUACCGGGUUAUACCUCGAAAGCGCGACUUUGCGUCCAGAAUCGCACCAAACCGCCGCAGUUAGUGUACUUCGAGAACGAGCUGACGCGGCUGAUGAAGACGGUGCCGGGAAUACGCGACGAGCAAGUGCGAGAGAUUGUCGAGUAUCUCAGCUCGGAGGACACGUGGUCGGAUUCCUACGACAGCUCGGAUUAUACUAGCUCCGAUCUCGAAGGCGCCGCCGGAGGUCGCAGAUCGGCCUUGCAGGAACAGAUCUCGCAGAGCUGUCAACAGAUUAUCAGCAAAUUCGACACCACUUCCGCUGGCGGCGACGCGACUCUAUCGGAUAAGGAGAGGGAGCAAAUUAAAGGGCCGCUGCCGGGUUCCGCGAUGCAACCUGCACCCUGUCUAGGUAGGGAUACCGCCUUCGUCUAUCAAAAGCUAGUGCAGAGCUUCACGAAGAUGGCCGGUGACGGCGUGAGUUCAGACGCCAACUCCACGCCGCACAGUAGCCCGCCACUGAUCGCCAAGGUGAUGCAUCACAUCGGUAGCCGGCUAGUAGCGCUGAUGCAUGAAGUCUCGGAGGGCGGACCGGCCGCGCAUCAUCACUCCACUACUUGGCGACGGUAUUCUCAGCAUCAUCGGACACCCUCUUCGGCGUCCACCACCGAAGACGAUGACUCGACAUCUGACUCCACCAAUGCGCCUUCAUCGGCACAUUUGCAGCUGCCGCGGUCCAAGUCUCACGACCCUCUGUUGCUGAUCAACAGCCAUCCAGCAGCCACCGCCGGUCAGGAAGGAGAGGAACGAGAAGCCAGUGACUACGAGAGGUUCUCUUGGCGCGGCAGCUUCGAGUCCACUCUGAUGGCCGCCGACUCGAGGACGAAACUGAGCUUGUUAGCGUGUUCCGGUGAUGUCAGUGGUGGUGGUAGUGUCAGUGCGAGUGCGAGUGCGAGUGCCCUGGCCGCGAAGCGGCGUAGCGCCGGCGACUUGCUGUUCAAUCCGAAGAGCUUCUCGAGGGAGCAAUUGGACAGGGUGAGGAGUUGCGGUUCGAUCGGUGGCGGAAGCGGAGCCGGGACUGGCGGAGCCGGCGGCGGCUCCGUCGAGGAAAGGAUCUGGAGCAACAGGAGAAGGUCUUCCGUUCCCGAUGCUAACACCAGAGGAGAGUCAGGUGCAUCAGCCGGCGACGAGGAUACCGAGGACGAAUUGGAAUACGGUGGAGAAUCACGAGCGACGACUCUACCACGUGGCAUGCAAUCCGCCAUCAGCGCGGCUACCAAUUCUCUGCCGCGGCUACCUGCGCCGAGCGUGCAGACCGGCCUGACGACGACGUCGUCGUCGUCGUCCUCAUCGUCGUCGUCGUCGGCGGCGGCGGUGGCGGCGACGUCAACCUCGUCGCCGAUGCACAAGGCGCACAGCGUCUACCACUUCCUGCCGCAGCACAGCGGCGUCAAGUCCGCUCGAUAUCGGCCACCUGGCUUCGCCAGGAACAGCAACAUCGGACCCGGCGCGAUCGGCAGUGGACCUAAACGCGCCGUAAGUGCGCCGGGCCUGCAAGUUUCCGGCUCGCAAUCGGCUACCAGCAAGCGAGACAAUUCCAGGUCGAGGAGGCAACAGGCGAUGUCGCUCACGUCAGACGACGGAAGCAGUUUGUCGGAAGCAUGCAGCACGCCGAUUAUCGGAGCAGGAUCACGAGCAGGCUCUAGUCAUACAGUCCUAGACAUGGACGACAUCGAUCCGGGCCAUCUCGCCACUCGCUCGUCUCUGUCGAGUCUCGGGGCACGCUCGGACUCGAUGGCCUCGGUAUAUAGCGGUGCGGGCGAGGGACGUUGCUGUAGAUCCGUGGUCGUCACAGGUGAGGUAGAAUUCGCCUUGCAGUACGACUACAAGAAUCUGACGUUCGAGGUGCACGUGACCAAGUGCAAGAACCUCGCGCCCGUGGAUGUAAAGCGCAAACGAUCGGAUCCUUACGUGAAGGUAUAUCUGCUGCCGGACAAGUCAAAGAGCGGUAAGAGAAAGACAAAGGUGAAGAAGCACACGUUGAAUCCAGAAUUCAAUGAGACGCUGAAGUUCCAUAUGAGCCUGAGUGGCCUGGAGACGCGAACGCUAUGGCUGACGGUUUGGCACUCGGACAUGUUCGGCCGCAACGAUUUUCUCGGUGAGGUGCGAAUGCCGCUGGAGAACAAGAUAUUCGAUGAUCCGACGCCACACUGGUAUCCCCUUCAAGAGAGGACGGAGCCGUUCGACGAUCCGGUCGCAUACAAAGGCGAGGUGAUCGUUGGCCUGAAGUUUGUACCACCGGAUCCGGCACAGCAGGAGCGCGAGCGGGAAAGCAGCGCAGAACGUAGCAAUUCUAAAGCGAAGAAGAACUGGAGCCGCGGCGCACUCCACGUGCUCGUCAAGGAGGCCCGAAAUCUACAGACGCGCGGCAAGAACUCGGGUACCUGCGAUCCUUUUUGUAAAAGUUAUUUGCUUCCCGACAAAGGGCGAUCCGGUAAGCAGAAGACCGGCGUCGUUCGUAGAUCUGGCGGCUCGCCGGUUUGGGGUCACACGUUCAUCUACAAAGACGUUAGUUUACAAGAAUUAGCGGAACGUGGAUUAGAAUUGACAGUAUGGGACCAUGAUCGAAUCGCUAGCAACGAAUUCCUUGGCGGCGUUCGGUUUAAUCUCGGCACCGGGAAGCAUUAUGGGAAACCGGUGGACUGGAUGGACGCAACCGGUCGCGAAUUGUCACUCUGGCAGAACAUGCUCGAGAGGCCGAAUUUCUGGGUCGAGGGCGCUGUGACAUUAAGGCCGAACUUGCACAAUCACGGGAAGAACAACGGUACUUAAAAGCAGCAACGCAAUAAUGUCACUUUCUUCCCAGUUCUUGUUUCCGAGAGAGAAACGGCUCGGAAACGCCGAUUUAGUCCAAGUCGAUUGUACAUAGCUCUAAAGCGUCGCGCUCACAACGGACGUGAUCUUAAAUAUUUGCGAACAAAGAAUCAGUGCCUUUGGAAGCAACGUAAACUCGUCUGAUCUUCCUGAAUGGGCAUAGGCGAAAAAUCCCUGCGAAAUUCCCGCCAGCCGCAAAAUUGCCUGCAAGAUUUUUAGCCUGGGGCCGAUGAAAUAUACACUCGAUGUCGGUUCUGAGCAUCAUAUCUUAUAUAACAGCUGUAAACAUUAAGUUAUUUUGAGUUCCCCGUCUAUUCUUAUUUCUACGUCGUCCAUUGUCAAUUUCUGUAAAAAUCGUGAUUUUAAAUUUCUCUAGAAAAUUUUCAACAUAAUUUCUAAUGAACACAUUGGAAAAUAGUACAAGAUGCUUGCUUCUAUGGUUUUUUUAAACAAAUUUCUUUUAUAUAUUCGUAUUUCUUUGGUUGCUUCGCUUUGACUGUUCCAGAAAUAUAACAAUUAGUAUGAUGAAAAGUAGACUUUAGUUGUUGUUUUUUUUUAUUUGUUUGCUGAUGCUAAAAUUUAAUUUAAAAGGUACAGCAUACCAAAAU
Molecule: messenger RNA, 11923 nt
Organism: Vollenhovia emeryi
Lineage: Eukaryota; Metazoa; Arthropoda; Insecta; Hymenoptera; Formicidae
Exons: 18
Coding region: 1239-11273 (3344 amino acids)
Biological process (GO): exocytosis
Cellular component (GO): exocytic vesicle; plasma membrane
Molecular function (GO): neurexin family protein binding
Source: RefSeq, a predicted model, not a curated record